This is a messenger RNA of Cyprinodon tularosa, 483 nucleotides long. Its product is annotated as aquaporin-8-like. Gene Ontology annotation, molecular function: water channel activity. Gene Ontology annotation, biological process: transmembrane transport. Lineage: Eukaryota; Metazoa; Chordata; Actinopteri; Cyprinodontiformes; Cyprinodontidae. The record is from RefSeq and is a predicted model, not a curated record. The transcript has 4 exons. Bases 1 to 483 code for a protein of 160 amino acids. Gene Ontology annotation, cellular component: plasma membrane.
AUGUUGUCUCUGAGCAUCUACCUGUGUGGAGGGAUGGAGCUGCUGCUGCUGCUGCCCUAUAUCCUGGCACAGAUGGCUGGAGCCAUGAUCGGUCCUACCAUCACUAAAGUGAUGUACCCCUCUGACAUGUACGUGGCAUCCCUCGGAGGAGCUUCAACGCAACCACCGCAGAUGUUGGGAAAAGCACUAGCAGAAGUGAUGAUGACCCUGGUCCUCACCAUCGUGGUGUGCAUGGGAACCGUCAACAGAAAAAGCCGAACGCCGUGGGCACCGUUCUGCAUCGGCCUCACUGUCACGGCCUGUGUUCUAGCUGGAGGAUCUGUUUCUGGAGCAUGUAUGAAUCCUGCUCGAGCUUUUGGUCCUGCAGUAGCUGCCAACCACUGGAAUAAUCACUGGGUCUACUGGGUUGGACCGACCUGUGGUGCACUACUCACCGUCAGCUUCAUCAGGUUCAUUUUGUUGGUGCAUCUUCCAACAAAGUGA